UCACUGACAUGAAUUACGGAAAUUAGAAAUGGCUGCGAUGGGUAGUGGACGGGGAACGAUGGAUUCCCAAAAUCAAGUGCAAAGUGAUACAGUAGAUCGUUUAAAAUUACUUUAUCCUAAUGUGAACGAAGAUGAAACACCAUUACCAAGAUCGUGGAGUACCAAGGACAAAUUCAGCUACAUCGGGUUGUCGCAAAAUAAUCUUCGAGUCCACUACAAAGGUGGGACGCAGGGCCCCGGCCGCCGACCCCACCUGCCAUACCUCCACUUACGCCUCUGGAUGUAUCGUCAUGGCAAGACGCACAAGGACGCGGCGAGUGUGCGCGCCACGCACCCCAUCCCAGCAGCAUGCGGCCUUUAUUACUUCGAGGUGCGCAUCGUGUCCAAGGGCCGCGACGGGUAUAUGGGCAUCGGGCUAUCCGCGCACGGAGUCAACAUGAACCGCUUACCUGGUUGGGACAAGCACUCGUACGGGUACCACGGCGACGACGGGCACUCGUUCUGCUCGUCGGGCACCGGGCAGCCGUACGGGCCCACCUUCACCACCGGCGACGUGAUCGGCUGCGGCGUCAACCUCGUCGACAACACCUGCUUCUACACCAAGAACGGGCACCACCUCGGCAUUGCCUUCAGGGGACUACCGCCCAACCUGUACCCGACGGUGGGCCUGCAGACGCCGGGCGAGGUGGUGGACGCCAACUUCGGCCAGGCGCCGUUCGUGUUCGACAUCGAGGACAUGCUUCGCGAGCUGCGCGCGCGCACGCGCAUCGCCAUCGAUGAGUUCCCGCUGCCCACCGAGCAGGGCCAGUGGCAGCAAGUGCUGCACAGGAUGGUGUCGUCGUACCUGGUGCACCACGGCUACUGCGGCACGGCGCAGGCGUUCGCGCGCGCCGCCGCGCAGCCCAUCCACGAGGACAUCGCCUCCAUCAAAAACAGACAGAGAGUGUCGAAGCUGGUGCUGGCGGGUCGCAUCGGCGAGGCCAUCGAGCUGACACGGCGCCUGUACCCCGGCCUGCUGGAGCGGGACUCCGACCUGUUGUUCCUGCUCAAGUGCCGCCAGUUCGUCGAGAUGGUUAACGGCUCUGACUCGGAGGUGGCGGGCGAGGGCAGCAACGGCGUGUCGGUGAUCUCGCACACGUCGCGCGCGCCCGCGGUCAACGGGGAGCCUUCGCCCAAACAGACCAACGGAGUGUCCCCGGCGUCCCCGGGCGGGUCGUGCGACGUGGACAUGUCCCCCCCCCACGAGCCGCACGGCCCGCCGCGCGACUGCGGCCCGCACGCGCAUGCGCCGCACGAGCCGCACGCCAACGGGGACCACGCCGGUAGCGCGCCGCAGCCGGUGAAGGGCAUGCCCGGCGUGACGCACAGCCUGAGCGCGCUCGCCACUGACUUCUACUCCGAGGCGAGCGCGGGGUGCGGAGGGUGCGGCGCGCGCGCCUCCGUGGAGCGCAUGCUGGCGUUCGGCCGCGAGCUGUACGCCAUGAGCCAGAAGCUGCAGCAAGAUGUCUACCACAAGUCCAUGCUCGAGGAUGCAUUCAGCUUGUUAGCGUAUAGCAACCCGUGGGACAGCCCGGUGGGCUGGCAGCUGGAGCCCGUCCGCCGCGAGGCCGUCUGCGAAGCGCUCAACUCCGCCAUAUUGGAAUCGCAGGGUAUGCAGUGGAUCUCCCCGGUGGAGGCGUGCGUGUCGCACGCGCGGGACCUGCUGAAGCGCAUGUCGCGCGCCGGGCUGGGCGCCUGCGCCUUCGCCGACCUGCCGGCGCUGCUGCGGCGCUGACCGG
This is a messenger RNA of Pectinophora gossypiella (pink bollworm), 1778 nucleotides long. It is a transcript of the gene RanBPM, whose product is annotated as ran-binding protein 9. NCBI's taxonomy places the organism in Eukaryota, Metazoa, Arthropoda, Insecta, Lepidoptera, Gelechiidae. The transcript is spliced from 13 exons. Gene Ontology annotation, biological process: cytoskeleton organization; cell surface receptor signaling pathway. The record is from RefSeq and is a predicted model, not a curated record. Gene Ontology annotation, cellular component: cytoplasm. Bases 29 to 1774 code for a protein of 581 amino acids. Gene Ontology annotation, molecular function: protein binding.